Drosophila ananassae is the source of this 1673-nucleotide messenger RNA. Its product is annotated as putative protein TPRXL. Lineage: Eukaryota; Metazoa; Arthropoda; Insecta; Diptera; Drosophilidae. The record is from RefSeq and is a predicted model, not a curated record. The coding region runs from base 847 to 1521 and encodes 224 amino acids. The transcript is spliced from 7 exons.
CAGCAGCAGCGUCGGCGGUAGGCACCGCAUUGGCAGUGGCAGUCGGAAAAUCGCAAGCAGCAGCCACAGUCGCAGCCGCAGUCGCAAGCAGAGCAGCAAGCAGUUGCAAGGGCGCCGCCUCCGUCGAUUAACCCAUUGGUGCCCCACUGGGUGACCAGCAUGACCGUGUUGCUCGGCAAAUCCCAAGUCGCUGGAAUGGACAACUGAAUUCCCCGGUGUUUCCCACUCGGACCUAACCUCACUUUAUCUUUGUAAAAACUCGUUUAUCGCACGUGCUUGGGCAUGGACUAAGAACAACAGGAUACUAGGAUAACUCAAAGCCACUAGGACCUUCGAAUAAAAACAAAAAAAAACGCUUCCAAUUGCAGGAAAAACGACUUGAAUAACGGCAGCCCAUCGGUUGGGACUUGAUCCAAACUGGCCCAUCAAUUUUGGUUCUCCUACCCGCCACCGGGCGCUGGCGGCGGUUCCUCAAACACACACAAACACUCCGCACUCACCCAACGGUACUUCCAACGGAUUCCAAUUCCAAUCGGUUCGGUACGUGCCGUGAUCGCGUGUUCCAAACUAUCGAAAUUAUCCAAAUAAAAUCGAAAAGAAAAAAAUCGAAAUUUAAUCGACACGAAAACUACAAUAACAACAACAACAACAACAUCAUUACAACAGCUACUACAACAUCAGAAACACUUUGAGAUAGUAAAAAUUCGCAAACGGACGAGGAAAAGCAGCGCGAUCGACAGCGAAACGAACGUGAGGCGAGAAAGGAAGAGCAGGACGCCAUUAACUACAAGGUGAGUGUGUGGGUGUGUGCGUCUAUCCCCCGUCUCUUUCUCUCUCUCUCUGUCUAUGUCACUCUCUCUCUACUGUGUCACUCUGCCAACUAAGUCGCGCUCAAUUCGCGCGACAAGGAGCAACGCGAGGCCCGCCUCCUGGACUUUGAGAUCCGCCGGCAGCAGAAGCGCGACGAGCAGCAGCAGCAGCGCCAGCAGCAGCAGCAACUCCAGCAGCAUCGCGAGCACCAGCACCAGCAACAUCGCGAACAGCAACUGCAACACCAGCAGCAGCAGCAAUCCAGCGAGAAGAGCCCGCCCACCACCUCCUCGUCCACCUCCCAGCAGCAGCAGCAGCAUCAGUUGCAUCUCCAGCAGCAGCGUCAGCAGUUGCAUCUCCAACAACAGCAUCUGCAGCAGCAACAGCAGCAGCAGCAACAGUCGACGGGCAGCGGCAGCAGCAACACCCCCGUCACCCCCAAAUUGCAGACCCCGCCCCCCGAUCGCUCGCUGCCGCCCGCCUUCCGGAGUCGCUCCAUCGAACGGGAGAUCCUCUACGAACGGAAGCGAUUCUCCCAGCCGGACCCCGGAGAGAUCAAGGAACUCGAAAGCACAACAUCAUCAUCCUCCACGCAGCAGACAUUUCCCGGCAGCGCAGUUGCAGCGUGCAGAACAGCGACCGCAACAGCGACAGCGGCAGCGGCAGCAGCAGCAGCAGCGGCUGGAGGAGGAGUGGGCGGAGCCGCAGUAGCGGUUACUGGAGCGGGACAAACGACGACGACGACAUUGGCGGGGCCGCCGGCAACGGCCGCAGCUGCCACAGCUGCCAUUAUCCCGAUCUUGCCGCUCGGCGUUGCCACGCUGCGCGAUGAUUCCACCGAAUCCGAUCAGUCUGUGGCAUGU